This is a messenger RNA of Galendromus occidentalis (western predatory mite), 2966 nucleotides long. RefSeq names its product retinoblastoma-like protein 1. Gene Ontology annotation, cellular component: chromatin; nucleus; transcription regulator complex. Gene Ontology annotation, biological process: regulation of transcription by RNA polymerase II; cell differentiation; negative regulation of G1/S transition of mitotic cell cycle. NCBI's taxonomy places the organism in Eukaryota, Metazoa, Arthropoda, Arachnida, Mesostigmata, Phytoseiidae. The transcript is spliced from 11 exons. Bases 142 to 2904 code for a protein of 920 amino acids. The record is from RefSeq and is a predicted model, not a curated record. Gene Ontology annotation, molecular function: RNA polymerase II transcription regulatory region sequence-specific DNA binding.
GGCAGACGCUGCGUUUUGAGCCCGCCUCGAAUAUUUCCAGAUUUAGUAAAACUCGGUGCUUCAAUUUAGCGUUUGUUGCGUCUUGUGUAGUCUGAGUGUAUGAAGUGACUUCUGUGCAGCGUCCGAUAUCUCGAGUCGAAGAUGGGGGUCUCCAACGAAGACGAUCAAGCUGUUCAAGAGCGCUUGAAGGCUGUUUGCGCAUCCUUAAAUAUGGACAAGCAGAGUUCUCACGAUGCACUCGAAGCUUUCAACGCGAUUGCAGCCAACUACACACUCGAGGGCGACUGCCGUCAUUGGCUCGCAUGCAGUUUGUACGUGGCCUGUCGGGAGGGUACGAUGCCCACGGUGGCAUCAACUUCGAAUCUUCAGGGCAACUGUGUCUCUCUGAGAGGGCUUCUGUCAGCCUGUGAACUCGAUCUCUUGGAGUUCUUUCGGAAAAUGGAGAAGUGGGCUGCCAUGACGAAGCUGGACAUGGGCCGAAGACUCACAGACCUCAAGGAUUCCUUCUACGUCACCACAAUCAUGUUCUCCAAGUUUCACCAAGUUUUCGUCGAGCUCUUCACCGGAUUCGAGCAAGACCAGAGCAAUAUGAAUCGAGCGCGUCGGUACCGGAGGGGUCCGACGUCAGUUUCAGACAUUUAUCGGCUGUGUUGGUUACUUUAUAUCUCACUGAAGAGUAACGAGAAGAUAAGGAUUAACACCGGCACCGUUCCCUGCUUCCACCUGCUACUGUGCUGUCUCGAUUUUGUGUACGUUUCGUGCGUGGUAGCAGGUCGUACCGAUCUCUUCAAUCAGGAUUUCUAUCAAGAGCAACUCGGCAAGUGCGAAGCUGCGGGUGUCGAAUUGAAGGACAUCGGUAUCCUCCGUUCCCUCUGUGAGAAGCAUAAGGGGGAGCUGUCUGAGGCGAAUGUUUUCCGUGUGCACUACCUCCAGCGACCGGUCAAGGAGCUGAUCGCCAUGGGAACACUCAAAGGGAGCACGGAUCCUCUGAGUCUGGCGAUCGAAUUCAAGGACGUCGAGGUCACAAUCAAAUCAUUGAAGCAGUCUCAUGAGAUGACUGUGCUCCGCGGUGGGGAGCUAGACGAGCAGAUCUUCUUGGCGGAGGACGCUUGCCAGAAGAUCGGUAUCGAGCCCGUUUCCCAGUCGGAAGCCCACGAUACCCUCUGCAGGUCGCUCUCUGAACAUGUCAAGAAACAGCGAACCAUCGGGCUUCAAACACCCUUGACAGGCCGCGGACUGUUGGUCAACCGCGAACCAGGCAUCAAUCUCAGCCCUGUAUCGACGGCAACACAAGGCGCUUCGAAACUUCACAGCCUUCUGGCCGGACGGAACCACAUGCCGUCGGAAUCAUUAAGUCAAAUGCUAGCACAAAUUAUACCCAAUCCGGCCGAGCGCAUAGAUCAGACCAUCAAAGAAAUGGGAGAACUCUUCUGCACAGCUUACGCUAACCGAGAGGACGACGCCGAAGCGCCAACCAACCCGGAUCUUUUCGAUUUCGCGAAGAAACGACUACAGCUGGGCGAAGCUCUUUUCUACACGAUUCUCGAGUCGAUAAUCACCUUGGAACAGAAUCCCCAGCGGACUCUGAACAACUUCAGUCUCUCGCUGCGACAGGAACAGUUUCAGAAGUCGUUGUUCGCGAGCUGUCUCGAGAUCGUCAUGUACUCGUACAACUCCCAGGAAACACUGUUCCCCUGGAUUCUGAACAUUUUCGGCCUCAAGGGAUACCAUUACUAUCGGAUAAUAGAGCCCAUGAUCCGGGCUGAGGUCCGCCUCUCGAGGGAGGUUGUAAAGCACUUCAACAAGAUCGAGGAACAGAUUUUCGAGAGCAUCGCCUGGCGGUCGGACUCCCCCGUCUGGGAGCAGGUCGGUGUAAAGACAGUCCCGCAGGCUCAGCAAGCUUUGCUACCGAGUCAGUUGCAGAACGCAGAAAGUCGACCCGAAGUGUACCGGCUUAUCCCAAAAGUGGAUUCGGCUCAGGCUUCACCCUCGGCGAAUAGCGUAGCUCGUAGGAAACUCUUUGGCACCGGCGAAAAUAACGGAGGUAACCGAGCUGCUCCUCUCCGUCUAGUGGUAACGCCGGGUGGACAAGUCAUGGAGAUGAUCUCAACGUCGCCUGAGCCGCCGGCUCCCGCCGAUGCUGUGAGAGGGAGCUGGGGACUGUUCUUCAGGAAAGUUUAUCAUCUCGCCUCUGUCAGGCUUCGCCACCUGUGCAAUGGACUCCGAAUUACCGAUGAACACCUGACAAAAGCAUGGACCAUGUUGGAGCACGUGCUCAUUAACGAGACCACAAUUUUGAAAGAUCGUCAUCUCGACCAGAUUAUCCUCUCAUGCGUGUACGCGCUCUGUAAGCUCUUCAAGCUGAACAAGAAGUUCUCCGACAUCACUCAAUGCUACAGGAGUCAACCGAACACGCAGAAUCAAGUUUACCGUAGCGUCCUCAUCCAGUCUGCGGUCGAAGCGCCCGCCGACGGCAACGGAGAAGCUCAGGACGAACAGCGGAGCGAUAUAAUCACGUUCUACAAUAAGAUAUUCGUCCCUCGGGUGCAUCCGUUCUUGGCCCGCUUCAGAGACGACUCGGCUCCUAAUCCACUCCUGAGCCCCCUGCCGAGAAUAAACUCCGGGCUGCAGUCGCCCAAGCCGUUGAAAGUUGCUACCGACAUGAAAGUUUUCGUCAGUCCUUACAAAGGCAACAUCCCAAGUACUCACAAUGCGAAAACCUUCCGCAUCCAGCAGAGUCCAGCUAAGGACCUCACCGAGAUCAAUAGAAUGGUUCAGCGGAAAUCCGAGGAAAUGAACGCCGUACGGGCUAGCAAGAGAGCACUGGAUAUGGAUGGAGACGAGCCCGAAAGACCGAAUCGACUUCAGAAGAAGCUCCAGUCAAUGUUCGUGGCGACGGGGUAGACAUUUCGAACUCUUCAACAAGAUUCUGAAUCGUUAUCAUGGGUAUCUUGAAUAUACUAUCU